Messenger RNA from Zychaea mexicana, 1140 nucleotides. RefSeq lists its product as uncharacterized. NCBI's taxonomy places the organism in Eukaryota, Fungi, Mucoromycota, Mucoromycetes, Mucorales, Lichtheimiaceae. Gene Ontology annotation, cellular component: SCF ubiquitin ligase complex. Gene Ontology annotation, molecular function: protein binding. Bases 1 to 1140 code for a protein of 379 amino acids. Gene Ontology annotation, biological process: SCF-dependent proteasomal ubiquitin-dependent protein catabolic process. The transcript has a single exon. The record is from RefSeq and is a predicted model, not a curated record.
AUGCAUAUAUUUUGGAUCCCUGACAAAAAACCCAGCAACACAAAAGUACCACCGCUGCCACCAGAGCUGAUAUCGACCAUACUCGAUCACACACCGCGAUCUGAUUUAACACAGCUCGCCCAAGUGUCCAAAUCAUGGUACGCCGAGGCCAUGCCACGACUCUAUCGCCAUCUCUAUGUUUCCACACCGCACCACUGGGAUUGUCUCGUCCGUACCAUGGCGAAUCCCGACUUCACCAUGGGCCAAUACGUCCAAUCGCUCGUUCUCCGGCCGUCACCGAAACUUGCUCCGUCUUCUCGAUUCAGUAAGGUGUGGAAGCAGCACGGCGCACCACCCGGCUACGUUCGAGUAGAAGCUAUUGAUUUCAAUCGUACUGGCUUGGAACAUAUCGACGACAAUUACCCAGAACUCGACACGACUCAAAAAGAGGCAGAGUGGCUGGGCAGUAGCGUAUCGCCUAAAGAUAUAGCCGUCGUUCUUGGCCGGUGCGCAUCUUCGAUUGCCUAUAUCGACGUGGGCGGUUGUGAACGACUCGGUGAUCAAGUUUUAGAAUAUUGCAGCAAAAACGGACCACCAUCAUCAUCAUCAUCUUCUUCUUCUAUAACACAACUCAAGGGAUUAUGGGUACCCUUGGUGCGUGGUAUCACGCCGGCGGGCCUAUCUCACCUGGCCACCAAGGUCAAUCCACAUUUACGCCACGUGGAUCUCUCGUUUUCUUUGAAAAUCACGGACGAUGCGCUGAUUAAUGCCGUGGAAUGCUGGCCCAACCUUACACACCUACGCCUCAACUCGCUGUAUCAUAUUACGGACGCCAGCAUCGUUGCUAUUGCACAAUCCUGCCCAAACCUCCAGCUGUUAUAUCUCGUCCGAUGUUGGCACGUUACCAACGACGCACUUGCGGUGAUUGCACAAAAAUGCCCUGAACUGGUCUAUGUCUCGGUGGCCUUUCUCAAUAGGACAACCGAGGAAGGCGUCGGACAGCUUAUCAAGCAGCUCCCAAAGUUAAGAUGGAUCGACAUUACCGGAUGCGGGAUCAACUCUUUGUUCAAGCCAAUGUUUAUUGGAUCUUGGACAAAGGCUAGACAGGAACGCGGGUGGGAUACAAUCGAAUUUAAUGAUUCAACAGUUGCUCUACUCUAA